This is a messenger RNA of Miscanthus lutarioriparius, 1662 nucleotides long. Lineage: Eukaryota; Viridiplantae; Streptophyta; Magnoliopsida; Poales; Poaceae. The record is from the annotation of a GenBank genome assembly.
AUGGCUAGUGAGGACUCAAAAGAUAUGCUGAAGAAUGUGGACUGGAAGACUGUGGGCGGGGCAGUGACUACUGAAUCUAGUCAACCAGUUGUCAAGAAGCGCCUUCCAAAGAAGAUCAGACAAGUCCCUGAGUGUUAUUUUCUGCCUCGGCGAUCUUUGCCUUCAGCGCUGGCAAUCUAUGGUGCCGUGUGUGCUGCUGGAGUUGGUGCAGGAAUGCUGAUUGAGGUGUGGAUAAACAAAAGAUCAAAGGAUUAUCUUUAUGAGCCAGCAUUUGAACCAGACUUCCCAGAGUAUGAUUCAAGGGAUGACCCGUUCGCUCCAACACGAGCUAGUCCAAAAAGUGAGGAUGAUGCAUCGCAGCAGGAAGGUUUCAGCACGGACAUAUCAUUCCUUGGAUCUGACAAGAAUGGUGAUGUCAAUGUGCACCCUUCCGUCUGUGUUCCAAGUGCCCCACCACUACUUGAAGCGAAUGCUUUACAAUAUAGUGCAUACAGGGAGGUGUUGCUUGCAGAUCCACCAGAGUGGUUGCCAGAUAGCUCUGCUAAUGCGUGCCUGCAGUGCAACUUGCCUUUCACGGCUCUGACUCGUGGAAGGCACCAUUGUCGGUUCUGUGGAGGUAUAUUCUGCAAAAACUGUUCCAAGGGAAGAUGUUUGAUGCCCAUGAAAUUCAGGAUUCGUGAUCCUCAGAGAGUUUGUGAUGCUUGCUAUGAGAGGCUCGAUCCACUUCAGGGCUUAUUGAUCAACUACAAUAGUAACUGCAUGCAGCAAGCAAAACACGAUGUCAUGGAUUGGACAAGCACUAGAAGCUGGUUGAACAUGCCUGUAGGUGUAUCAAUGGAGUACGAGAUAUACAAGGCUACAAACACAAUGAAGAAAUAUUGUCAGGUUGCUAGAUUAAACCCUGAGAGGUCCAUCCCAUCAUCUAUUCUCAAGGGAGCGAAGGGACUUGCAAUUCUAACAGUUGCCAAGGCAGGUGCAGUUCUUACGUACAAAGUUGGCACUGGUCUUGUGGUUGCUCGCAGAUCAGAUGGAUCAUGGUCUGCUCCCUCUGCAAUUUUAUCUGUUGGCCUGGGAUGGGGAGUGCAGAUUGGAGGAGAGCUGACAGACUUUAUCAUUGUGCUUCAUGACCGUAAAGCUGUCAAGGCUUUCAGCAGUCGCAUUCAUCUUUCACUUGGAGCAGGAUUGAGUGCUGCAGCAGGACCCAUUGGCAGAGCAUUUGAGGCAGACGUUCGGGCCAGUGAAAAAGGUUCUGGGAUAUGCUACACUUACAGCUGCAGCAAAGGUGCCUUCGUUGGGGUUUCACUGGAAGGGAAUGUGGUGACAACCAGGAUGGAGACCAAUCUACGCUUCUACGGCGAUGCAUACCUGACUGCAACCGAUAUCCUGUUUGGGAGGGUGGAGCGGCCCCGAGCUGCCCAGCCCUUGUACUCAGCUCUAGAUGAUCUGUUCUCCAAAAUGGCUCAGGGAAAGGAAAUGGUUUCUGGCAACAGGAGGGAUGAGCUCAAAGCGGCGUCGCCCACCGUCUUCCACUUCCACGUUCCGCGGCCUCCAAACACGACCAAGGCCAGCAUCCAUGACGCUCGGGAACCCCAACAAGAAUUACGAAGUGAUCUUGGAAUAGCACCACACUUCCACAGGAAUGUCACUGCAAUCAUCGUCUGA